UCGGACCGCACCGCAUUGGCAACCACGGUGACAGUGAAUUGUGGUGAGAAGAAAGCAACGCACUUUGUGUACAACAUACACAGUGAAGUGAAUGUACGCUCCCCGUACGCCUUUAAUGGGCAUGAUUUACGACGCAUCCAAAUAGUGCACUGCUAAACCCGCCUUGAACACCGAGCAGUUUUCAUCUCUCAAGCAAAAUAGUUUUCCCAAAACAAUCCAUGAUGGUGCUACGAAUGCGCGACAUGCUGUACGAGAAUCCGCUCGAUCACUUUCUUUCGCUGCUGAUCGAUCUGCUGAUCUUCUUCGUGAAAUCCAUCUACUACACGCUCGAAACGAUCGUGCUUACGCUCACACCGUACCAAUUUCGGAAGCUAAAGGACGUCUCCGGACAGGUGGUGUUGAUUACGGGCGGUGGCGGUGGUGUCGGACGACAGCUGGCACUGAACUUUGCGCGCCUACGAGCCCGUGUAGUCAUCUGGGACAUUAAUAAGGAUGCACUGCAGGGCACGGUGGACGCACUGGAAGCGGAAGGCUACCGCUGCCGGGCCUACCUGGUGGACAUCUCCGAGCGUGAACGGGUGUAUGAAGCGGCAAAGAAGGUGAAGCAGGAAGUUGGCAAUGUGGAGGUGUUGAUCAAUAACGCUGGUAUCGUCGCCUGCCGAACACUGUGGGAUCUGACCGAUAAAGCUAUCGAGAGUACGUACGCCGUCAACAUUCUGUCGCACUACUGGACUACGCGCGCCUUUCUACCAGAAAUGAUGAAUGCGAACAGUGGCCACAUCGUAACGGUUGGAUCGGUGGCCGGUCUGCUCGGUACGUACGGUUGUACCGAUUAUAGUGCGACGAAGUUUGCUUGCGUUGGUUUUCACGAGGCACUCUUUACGGAAUUGAAGACGCACGGUUAUGAUAACAUCUAUAUGACGCUGGUGUGUCCGUACUACAUCAACACGGGCAUGUUUGCUGGAUGCAAACCACGCCUGUUGCCCAUGCUUGAACCGAAGCACGUCGCCGACAGCAUGGUACGGUCGAUACUGAAGAACGAAGUAAACUGUACGCUACCGGACCACGUGCGCAUGUUCCUGCCACUCAAGUGUUUGCUGCCAGCGAAAACAUGCUGGGAGCUGAUGUACCGCGUGAUGAAGGGUCCGGAAACGAUGAUGGGCUUCCGUGGACGGGGCAAGGCGACGGCUGGAUAGAGUACGACGGGCUUCAAAUGUCGGUGUGUUUUUCAUCAUUUUAACCUAAUU
Anopheles moucheti is the source of this 1247-nucleotide messenger RNA. Its product is annotated as short-chain dehydrogenase/reductase family 16C member 6. Gene Ontology annotation, molecular function: oxidoreductase activity, acting on the CH-OH group of donors, NAD or NADP as acceptor. NCBI's taxonomy places the organism in Eukaryota, Metazoa, Arthropoda, Insecta, Diptera, Culicidae. Bases 219 to 1196 code for a protein of 325 amino acids. The transcript has 6 exons. The record is from RefSeq and is a predicted model, not a curated record. Gene Ontology annotation, cellular component: lipid droplet.